AUGGCAAUAUCACCUCCUCAUCCGCUGGAUCCUUUGACUCCUCAGGAGAUCUCUGCAACGGCGCAACAUGUCCGUAAAGCGUUCCCUGACAGCGAGGCAUACUUCAGGGUGAUCACCCUUGCAGAACCGCCAAAGGAGGAGAUGAUGGUUUUCCUAGACGCCGAACACGAGGGACAACCGGUAGGCAAGAGGCCCGCCCGGCUGGCGACUGUCCAGGUGUUCUUUGGCGCAAAGCGAGACAGCGAGCACUUCUACGAGCUCAAGGUCAACGUGGACUCUGGAGAGAUCGUCCACAAGGAGCAACUCGCCGGUCGACACCCGCAUGUUGAUGGCAACGAUAUGGUCAAGACCGAGACAGCAUGCCUCAAUGAUCCGCGAGUGCAAGCUGCAAUCAAGGACAUGCAGCUCCCCGACGGUGCUGUCGUCAAGAUCGAGCCGUGGACGUAUGCCACGGACGGGAUGAACGACAUGAGCCAGAAGAUCACGAUGUGCUACUUCUACAUGCGUCUCCUGGACCACCCUGACGCGAACCACUACGCCUACCCCCUGGACCUGUGCGUCGAGAUGUCCGGCUCCGCCGAGGUGCUCAAGAUCUACUACCUCCCGGCCUCGGCGUCGGGUGGGCCAACCACAAACGCCACUCCCUACGACCGCUCCAAAAUCUUCGGCGCAGAGAUCGAAUACCACCCGGACGUGGCGCCGCCGCGCCGCACCACAACAAAGCCAUACCACGUCUCUCAGCCCGAAGGCCCCUCGUUUGCGACACGUGGCAAUUUGGUGCAGUGGGAGAAAUGGCACAUCCGCGUGGGCUUCAACUACCGCGAAGGCCUGACGCUGCACGACGUGCGCUACGACGGCCACUCGCUCUUCUACCGGCUCAGCCUGUCCGAGAUGUUCGUGCCGUACGGGGACCCUCGCACGCCGUACGCCCGCAAAGCGGCGUUCGACCUGGGCAACGACGGGGCCGGGUGCAACGCCAACAACCUCCAGCUCGGCUGCGACUGCCUGGGCCACAUCAAAUACUUUGACGGCUGGCACGUCACGUCCUCGGGCGAUGCGAUCAAGAUCCCCAACGCGGUCUGCUGCCACGAAGUCGACGACGGGAUUCUGUGGAAACACACCAACUUCCGCACGGGCAACGGCGUCGUCGUCCGCAGCCGGGUGCUCGUCCUGCAGACCAUCAUCACCGUCAGCAACUACGAGUACAUCUUUGCGUUUCACUUCGGCAUGGACGCCAGCCUGCAGUACGAGGUGCGCGCCACGGGGAUCGUGUCGACCGUGCCGAUCCCCGUCGGGGGCGCCGUGCCGUUCGGGACUACCGUCGCCCCCGGCGUCAUGGCGCCGUAUCACCAGCAUUUAUUCUGUCUGCGGAUCGACCCCGCGGUCGGCGGCUGGCGGAACUCCCUCCUCGUCGAGGAAAGUCACCCGUUGCCGGUUGACAACGCGCAGCCGCCUCACAAUACCACUACCAUCCCGAAUCCCUUCCGCAUAGGAUACACGACGCGUGGCGACAUUGUCGACCGAGAAUGCGGCCUCGCUCUCGACCACACCGUCAACAGGGUCUUCAAGAUCGUCAACGAGGCCGUGCUCAACCCUGUCACCAACACCCCCAUCGCAUACAAGCUGACCCCCUAUUACAGCCAGCUCCUUUUGGCGGAUGCGUCCUCGUACCAUGCCAAGAGGUCCGAGUUCGCCGCCCACCCCGUCUGGGUCACGCGGUACCACGACGACGAGCUCUUCGCGAGCGGCAAGCAUACGAUGCAGUCGCUAGGCGGGGAAGGGAUCGCCAGCUGGAUUGACGGCCGCAAGCACGGCUCCUCGUCCCCAUCGGCCUCGUCCGUCCGCAACGAGGACAUCGUCGUCUGGCAUACCUUUGGGUCGACGCACAAUCCGCGCGUGGAAGAUUGGCCCGUCAUGCCGUGUGAGAAGAUGAGCGUGGGACUCAAGCCCGUCAAUUUCUUCACGCGUAACCCGGCCAUGGAUGUGCGGCCGAGUUGUCAGGCGGUGAAUCGGAGUGUCUUGGUCGACGGUGAGGCGGGGUGCCACGGCAAUGGUGGUGAUGGGCAAGUCAUGGAGAAUGGGGUGGUUGUGGCCGACGCGCAAAAUGGGCAUGGGAGUGGGGCAUUGUUCGAAUAA
Cladophialophora yegresii CBS 114405 is the source of this 2136-nucleotide messenger RNA. RefSeq names its product primary-amine oxidase. The coding region runs from base 1 to 2136 and encodes 711 amino acids. The record is from RefSeq and is a predicted model, not a curated record. Gene Ontology annotation, biological process: amine metabolic process. NCBI's taxonomy places the organism in Eukaryota, Fungi, Ascomycota, Eurotiomycetes, Chaetothyriales, Herpotrichiellaceae. The transcript is spliced from 3 exons. Gene Ontology annotation, molecular function: primary methylamine oxidase activity; quinone binding; copper ion binding.